Molecule: messenger RNA, 3105 nt
Organism: Lentinula edodes (shiitake mushroom)
Lineage: Eukaryota; Fungi; Basidiomycota; Agaricomycetes; Agaricales; Omphalotaceae
Exons: 9
Coding region: 1-3105 (1034 amino acids)
Biological process (GO): pseudouridine synthesis
Molecular function (GO): RNA binding; pseudouridine synthase activity
Source: RefSeq, a predicted model, not a curated record
AUGAAGUCGGAGGACCGGAUUAGGAAAAUAGGGUGGGAACCGAUUAAUCUGAUGAUCGGGAAUCCGGCUCGGUCGCUGGGAGGACGAUUACACCCAACGACAACAGUGAUGGGCUCGUACAAGGAUCUUCUGGCUGGCUUGAAGGACAAACCCGCGAUUUCUAGACAGCCAGUAUCGAUUUCUCCUUCUCCAUCAGAAGCACGAGCGCGAGCAUCUAUGCAAAAGUAUAAAAAUCUUCCCUCUACCGACUCCGACUACGAUCUGAGGAUUAUGGCGAUUGGAGCAUGUUCAAAUCUUGACAAGGACAACUCUUCGCAACAGCAGUCACUAGAAUCCCCAUUUGCUGAAUUUCAAGUAAAACUUGCUAAAGAAACUGUGAAGGAUAUGAUCAAAAGUGCCAUCCCAAGGAGUAGUUCGUCUAUUGAAGCAGACUCGUUAGAAUCAAUCCUAGUUCCAGAUGCCCAAGGUCGUCUGCAGUUUGGAGAUCCAAAGACAAGGAACAAGCGCACAACCCGUGGUUUAUAUGCUAUUUCAAGUUUCACUGAAGCAGCUCACACGCUACAGAACCAAAUUCAAGCGAUCUCGUCAUCCCACACUCCGGAAGAGAUACGGAACAUCUUAUGUACCGUAGAGGAUAGCUCCGAAACCCUUCGUUAUCAGCUCACUUCUGUGACCCAGACUGCCGUUGCCGAGGAGGUCAAAGAAGUGAGAGCAAUAUUGGAGUCGUUGGAUCAGGUGGUCCGCAUGUGGAGAUUAGAGUAUCCAGACUCAUCUCCUGUAAAAAUCAACAACCGGGAACAUUUCUUUGAUCCUGGUGAGGGCAAGAACACAGCUACAGUAAUCGCAUACUGCCUCGCCCUUGUCUCCCGGGUCUUUGAAGGAACAGCACAACGAGGCUCGAGCCUCAUCUUGAAGUUAUUGAAAAUGUUCGAACACCGCCAUUACCUGAAGCCACUGGUUGAUGACCUGGUGAAGGGGUACACAAGAGGGGUUCGACCCUAUGCUACAUUUCAAUCUCGCAGUUCCAAAUCACCUUACAGCCGUGUUUUUCGUAUUGCUCUGGCCUUAGCUCUCAUGGAUUUCAAAGCUGCACGGCCAUUUUGUGGCUUAUUAGAUGUUACGUCGCACCACUUUUGCUUCCUCUGUGAUUGUUGGCAUGUGGCACAUCUGGGCAGAACAGAUUACGAAAAUUGGACUGCAUUAGAUGAUGAACGUAUCAGAAAGGGUGCUGAGAUGUGGCGUGAUGCCAUGGUCAAGGAGCGCAAGGCUAUCGAGGAUCUCUAUGGUACCCGGUUAUCAGAGCUAUUGCGGCUCCCAUAUUGGCGUCUUCGUCAAAUUGGUAUCGAUCCUAUGCACACACUCUUCCUCAUUCUCCUUCAAAGGAUGUUUCGGGAUAUCUUGGGCUUAGACAAUCCUGAAGAUAUCAGUCGAAAGCCAAAAAAUCCUAGGUUCAAGUUCGCAUUCUAUCAUGAUUUUGUGCCUCCUCCACCAUUGUCAUCGCUGGUAGAGGAGACCGAAGUGCCAUUGCGCCGAUGGAGCAGUGUCAUUGGUUAUGUAUCUCAACCUAUAGACGAAAACCGACUCUCAUUGCUUAACUGGGGUCACCUCUCCUCCGAGCACCGCGCCCAUCGGGAGACCAGACUGGCGUCUCUGAAAGCUGAAAUUUCCAAUGAUAGCCGUGCGUAUCAGGCUGUCUUGGAAAUACUGAGUGAUUUGUCAGAGAAGGCCCCUGAAAACUCAUCGAAGAAGAAAUCAUUAUACGGGAGAAUCCACAAGCAGAAGUGGAUCGCAAUUCUCUUUGUUUGCGACAAUCUGGCCAUAUUCCCUGACCACAAAUUCCCUCAAUUCCAAAUCUCUUCAAAGAUAGUCAAAGGUAAUGUGACGAAGGAGAAUCUGACCAAUAUUCUAAUUGAUUGGCGCGUCGAUGGCAUCAAAGAGACAGAGGAUUUUGUAUGGCCCUUUUUCACACCAGUAAAUUCUCCACCUCCUACUGCUCCAUGGGCUCCCGGGCAUCCUUCAAGUACCACUGGAGACACGUCUGCUACCACUCGCACAUUAACUCCUGAGGGACAAGCGGAACUGAUGAGGGAGCUUGGCAAGUCCAUGAGUUAUUCUUCUGCAUUGGGAGUUGGUGGCAUUCAUCGGCUUCUGCAACAACCGUUAGCCCGAGACGAGCCAGAAGACGAGCUUCGGAAAGCUCUGAAGAAAUUUUCCGGGGAUUCGUUGGCUUAUGUUUGCACCGACCUCAAACGGCUUCCUGCAGGAAAAUUUGCGAAAGAUGACAUGGUCAAGCAGUUAAUGGCCUGGAGAAUGACAAAACCCAUCGAACAGAUGAAAUCGACCUCAAUUGACUCUCGAGAUCUAUUGCGGAGAGUGCAGCAAGUAGUACGCGAAGUUAUUACACCUGCUUGGGUGACGAACCCACCUCCAAAUGUCGGAUUCGCAUUCCGACAAAUCACAAACCUGGUAGGUGAAUUCGAACGUACAAUCCACCAUUCUUUCUGCACAGGCUCUUUCUUUCGCCAGUGGUUAAUGCGAUCUAAUGCUCCACCCAUCCUUUGGUAUUGCCAAAAACUUCUAGAUAAAGCCUACAACUAUGAUCGGAGGCCCUCUACUCAUUCCGACGACGACGAUGUUAGUGAACAUCCUGAUGUGGCAUCGCGGUCGAUCCGAAAGACCACCUUCACAAGUGCUCCAGAACUCACCAAAUUACUUGGUAAAGAGCCUGUUGAGUAUUUCAACCGCAUUCCUGCAUCUAAGGGUGAUUACACAAUCCCGGCUGAGGGUGCUUCAGGAAAUAGCUACAUCUGUUUCCAGCCAGAAGAUGACUAUCAACCUGGACGGAAGUGGGUGGCCGGUCAGAUUCAGCAUAUUUUCAGGCAACAGAACAACGGUCCCAUUCAACUUGCAGUUCUUCGUAGUCAGUCCGUUUUCCGACUCGAUCCGUUCUCCGAUUUUUGGGACAAUGGUUUUGAAGCCAAGUUGGUUUCUUCGAAGUUCGGAGGCACUCUCGAGGUGAUAGACAUAAAACAGGUUGCGGCACACACUGCUAGAUGGGCUAUCUCUGAUGAUUUGGUUGUAGCUGUCAAUCUCUGUGCAGAUUAA